Messenger RNA from Anas platyrhynchos (mallard), 4324 nucleotides. Lineage: Eukaryota; Metazoa; Chordata; Aves; Anseriformes; Anatidae. The record is from RefSeq and is a predicted model, not a curated record.
GCUGCUGGCGGCAGUUCCGGCGGAAGGCGGCGGCCGCGGGGCUGCGGCGUGGGCCGGGGAUGGUGCAGGAGCCGCGGGGGGUGCUGGUGGCCGGGCUGCUGCUGCGGGCGGGGGCGGCAGGGCGGCAUCGUGUGCCUCUGCUCCCGAGCCUUCGUCGAGGAUCGGAAGUUAUAUAAGCUGGGAUUAAAGGGAUUUUAUGUCAAAGAUGACAAUGGCAGUACAGGGGAAGAACAAGCAUCUGAGGAGGAAAACCGUUGUCCCAAUGUGGCAUUCAAGGUGGACAGUAAUCAUGCUCUGGACCUGGAAGAAAUUGAGCUAGACUCAGAGGCUGAGCUUAUGAAGAGUAUGGGAUUGCCUCUUCACUUUGGUGGACAGUCAGCUCACAGGGACUUUGUGGCAACAGAAAAAUACAGAAAGAGAAGUAACAUGAAGAUCAUGAAAAAGAAAAAGAAGAAAAAGGAAUUACAGCAAAAACACAGGGAUAAAAUGGGGCAGGAAUGCCAGGAUCAAGCUAAUGGGGAUCACAAGCAGUCCAUCUCUGAUGACCCAGCCCCAGCUACAGAGCAAAGUGAGAAGAGCAAAACUGAAAUUGUAAGUGAAGGGAACCAUGGAAGUUCAGAAACUCUUGCUAAUGAGGCCUUACCCGGUGAACUUAAAGAGAAAUGGGAGAAGUACUGGAGCGAGUAUGGAGAGGGCCUUCUUUGGCAAAGCUGGCUGGAGAAGCAUAAAGAGGCCUCAUCGCUUGAGGUCUUAACAGCCUCUGAGCCUUGGAAUAGUCCCGACACCAAGGAGGAGUGGGAGCAGCAUUAUAGUGAACUGUACUGGUAUUACUGGGAACAGUUUCAGUACUGGACAAGUCAAGGAUGGACUACAGAGAGCUCACACAAUGACAGCAUGGAAGUUCACGGGGUAACGCAGGAGGCAGAUCUGUCAGGAGAAAAGGACCUCAUUAGCCUGGAGGCUGAAUGCAGCGAAGUGCUGAGCUUGGAGCUGUCUCCCUCUCACACCAGAGGUGAGGAAACACUCACUUCAAGUGCUGAGCCCCAUAAUGAGAUAAUCUCUGGGAUCUGUAAUUUAAAUCUAAAUUUGGACGAAGUGGAGCAGAGCAGUGCAGCUCCAGCAGUAACCCAUGAAGACCCUCAAGAGCACGGUUCCUCUAACAGUGAAAGCCAGUGUCGUUGUGCUUCAAGCCAGAAAGAGCCCUGUGAUGGAGGAACCAGGAAAAGGAGUGCAUCUUGUGAAAAUAAAAGUAUUAACCAGUCAGGUUCACAGGGGUCGUGUAACUCGUGUAGUUCAAAUGACAAAGAACAGUUGCUGCUUCCUGACAGAAAUGAAGAUGAAGAAGAAGAGCCUCCUGAAAACAGAGUUGCCAAAGUUAAGAGAAGCCAUGAACUGGACGUGGAUGAGAAUCCAGUGGAAGAUCCUGAGGAAACCUGUUCUAUUUUGGGUUUCAAGUGUGGCACAGGACAAAAAUAUGGUGGAAUUCCAGAUUUUACCCACCGAAGUGUGCAGUACUUGGAGAAAAAAGCAAAACUCAAGUCCAGAUUUUUGGACAUGCGUAAACCAAGGAAGAGUAAGAACACACACAUCUUCUUUACAGAAGAACCUGAAACAUCUUCCCAAAAAAAUAAAACUCUGAAGAAGGUGGAAGAGUUCCUGAAGCAGGUUAACACACCUGUUGAGGAAGCCACGUCCCAGAAGGCCUCUCCUCAGGAUAAAGUGGAGGGGUCGUCCACAAGCAGUGACUCAGAGGAUCAGGACAGCGUUACCACCACACGGAGUGUGAGAUUCAGCAUUCAAAACCCUGAACCCCUGCCUUCCAGUGUGAGUGGUGGUGAACCUGGGACAAGUAAGCCUGAAGAGGAAGUGAAGGUCACAACAGCAAACAGUGCAGAUGGCCAGGGCACGAGGAAGACGGAGUGUGGCUCUGGAAGGGUGCUGGUCCCUAUGGACAUACCAGAUUAUCUCCGGGAAGAAACAGAGGAUGUGAGCCCAGUUGUAGAUGAAAAAAAUACUACAAAGAAGAAGGAGAAAAGAAGGAAGAGAAAGAAUAAAAUUGCGUUGGGAUCUAUACCUGCUGAGAUUGCUGCAGAUCCUGAGCUAGUCAAGUACUGGGCACAACGUUACAGGCUGUUCUCUCGGUUUGAUGAGGGGAUUAAACUAGACAGAGAGGGCUGGUUUUCUGUCACUCCUGAGAAGAUUGCUGAGCAUAUCGCAGUCCGUGUUGCUCAGGCGUUCAACUGUGAUACAAUAGUGGAUGCAUUCUGUGGGGUAGGAGGAAAUGCUAUCCAGUUUGCUUUGACCUCGAAAAGAGUGAUCGCUAUUGAUAUUGAUCCAGAGAAACUCAGCCUUGCACGCAGCAAUGCCGAGGUGUAUGGUGUGGCCGACAAGAUUGAGUUUAUGUGCGGAGACUUCAUGGUGCUGGCUGCUGACCUGAAAGCUGAUGUGGUGUUCCUCAGCCCUCCCUGGGGUGGGCCUGACUAUGCCACUGCUGAAAUCUUCGAUAUCCAAACAAUGAUCUGCCCAGAUGGAUUUGAAAUUUUCAGGCUCUCCAAGAAGAUCACCAACAACAUUGUAUAUUUUCUACCCCGCAAUGCUGACAUUAACCAGAUUGCUUCUUUGGCGGGGCCAGGAGGGAAAGUUGAAAUAGAACAAAAUUUUCUCAAUAACAAACUGAAGACGAUAACAGCUUAUUUUGGUGAUCUAAUAAGGCGUGACCUCACCUGAAUUCAGCGUGGAUUCUACCAAACCCAACCUCCUCGUUUACUUCUUUGCAUAAGCUUUUGUACAGCUGACUUGUUCAAAAUGACUUGAGCCAUUUUCUGCUUUAAUUUCUAUUCCCCAAAAAAAUGUUUUGUUUAAUGCUACUGUCAAUAAAUGUUUUAUAACAAUUUGACAAAUUUCUAAGAAUAGAGUAGCUGUGGAUGUAGAAAAAAUCUUUAUAAAUGCAGUCUUGCAGUGUUCAAGUCCAAACAGCUGAAGAGGAGUUGACGACUGCUUUACAACUCUGGUGUGUGCUCCUUCAGUGUUUGCUCUGUUUUGGGCACUCAAAUAGUUUGAAAGACAUGGUGUGUCAAGAAAUAAUAUCUGUGCUUCAGAAACAAAAGCAUCUGUACAUAAUGUGGAACCAGGUGGUCAGAUAAACCACCUUGUACAGCUCUGAGCUGACUUCUCUGGCUCCCUGUGCACUUGGAAACCCUUUCAGGUUUCCUUUGUGGCACACAGCUCCACACGUUUGCUAUAGCGAGUACUGCAAGUACUGCAGCAUGUUGCAGCAUGGGGAGAGAACGGGGUGUGUUUGUUGGCAGCAGGGCUGUACCCUCCUCUUUGCUAUUUGUUCCUUUUUUCCCCUUUGUUACAGAUAUUUAGGAGAAGCAUUCUGACUGGAGGUUUGUCCCAGUAGCUUAGCUAAGGACCACACAGGUUUGUAUCCCCUCCCACCCUUUUUGAGGCCUUUUGGAUACCUGGUCCUUGUGCGGGUGUCAGGGAGUGGCAGGGGGAGCCCAGCCUUCCGACUCUAGGUUUGGGUGGAGAGCAGUUACUUUUUUACCAAGCAGAAGAGGAGUCAGGAAAGAAGAGGUGUCUGUAGGGCAUGGCCAUAGUAUUCUCACUGAAAUAUGCUUACAGUAAGUAAGAGAUUAAUUCUGGUAACUGCUUUUGGGGUAGGAGUGUAGGAACACAGCUUUGAAGAUACUAAGUGCUGAUUCUCCUCUACCUGGAGUGCAGCAGAUCAUUAUGUUGGAGGCAGCAAAGACUAAGCAUUAAACCAUGGAUUUGCGUUGAUGAACAAAGCUCUGUAGAGUAACUGCAUAGAAUAAUCAACUGAGAGGAAUUUUUUUUCUUCCUCCCUUGUAAGGAAGGAAAUCUAUCUUUUUGAAUCAGGAGCCUAACGUGUUAGUAUCUAUGGGUUGUUAAAAAAUACACAUGCAACCUGACUCUGCAUGUUUCAACUGCAGUAAAACAGCACCUAGGACAUAACUCUUCCUAGCUUUACUGUCAAUGCAAUGCUAGACAGUUGCUAAAUGUUAGGUGUUUCAUCCAUGCUUCACAUGAGGUAUAUAUGAUCUUUUGACUUUUUUGUUGUUUGCAUCACUGCAUUUUGCCUCUGUGCUGUAGAAAGGAAGUGCUGCAAUAGUGCUGGCCUCUGUGUCAGUAUUUAAAGGGAGCUGGAAAGGAGAAAAGUUGUCUCUGCAAUAAAUCUUACAGAAUGACAAGGAGUGCGGCAGUGGCAAGUAAAUGUAAAGAUGUUAUUAAACGUCCACUACAAGCUAAAUAAAAAAAUAAUCAUGAGGCCAAAUGAAAAAUAAACUAAUUUAUACUGUUA